This is a messenger RNA of Brassica oleracea var. oleracea, 1043 nucleotides long. RefSeq lists its product as uncharacterized. NCBI's taxonomy places the organism in Eukaryota, Viridiplantae, Streptophyta, Magnoliopsida, Brassicales, Brassicaceae. The record is from RefSeq and is a predicted model, not a curated record. Bases 36 to 1007 code for a protein of 323 amino acids. The transcript is spliced from 8 exons.
UUACAGCGCCAUGGUUUCUUUCCAUCUUCAUCAAUAUGCUUCCAUGGGAAAGUGUUCUCAGAGUGUGGGAUGUGCUUCUGUUUGAAGGAAACCGUGUAAUGCUUUUCAGAACAGCACUUGCAUUGAUGGAGUUUUAUGUAAACACAGGUCCUACACUAAUUACAACCAAGGACGCUGGAGAUGCGAUUACUCUGCUUCAAUCAAUGACUGGCUCAACGUUUGAUAGCAGCCAGCUCGUCUUCACUGCUUGCAUGGGUUACCAAGAUGUAAACGAAUGUAGGUUGCAGGAGUUAAGAAGCAAGCACAGGCCAGCUGUGAUGGCUGCAUUUGAGGAAAGAUUAAAGGGGCUUCAAGCUUGGAGGGAUUCGAAAGACCUCCUCGCAAGCAAAUUAUAUAAUUCUAAGCAAGAUCCAAAAUCAGUUUUGUUAAAUUUCAGCAAAGCCUCGCUGUCUCGUUCUGAAUCAGGAUCCAGCAGUAACGCAGACGAUGUCUUGAUUUGUCUGACUGGGGAUGGAGAGAUUGAUUAUUUUCAAGACCUUCAAGGACAGGUUCUUCGGUUGAAGGGUGAACUCUGCAAUUUGGUUGAGGAGAAACGAUCUGCUUUACUAAGAGCUGAAGAGUUGGAAGUUGCUCUCAUGGAGAUGGUCAAACAAGACAAUCGGCGUCACCUGAAUGCUAAAAUUGAGCAGUUAGAGCAAGGGGUGAGAGAGGUUCGAAAGCUUGUUUCUGAUAAGAAGGAUCGAGAAGCUGCUAUGAUACAGGUGUUGAUUGGGAUGGAGCAAGAACAUAAGGUAACGGAAGAUGCACGGAGAGCUGCUGAGCAGGAUGCAGCAGCGCAGAGACAUGCUGCCCAAGUGCUUCAGGACAAAUAUGAGGAAGCUGUUGCUGGGCUUGCUGAGAUGGAGGAGAGGGCAGUAAUGGCAGAGUCAAUGUUGGAGGCGACUUUGCAGUAUCAUAAAGCACAACCUUCACCACGGUAUGUUUUAUCAUAUACCUACAAAUAUUAAUUAUAUUUAAUUUCUAAAAGAGUGGAAUCCCAGACA